AUGCUUGAUGGCAUGUUCGAAGCAGUGGAUGAGGAAUACAAUCCAACAACCACAGUCUAUUAAACAAGAAGGGCAUAAAAUUGCGCCGAUUAAAUGGAUUUGCCAGAAUAUCCAAGAGUAAAACAUUUUGCAGGCCUUAAAAAUUAAGGUGCCACAUGUUACUUGAACAGUUUAAUACAAUCCUAUUACAUGAGUCCUGAAUUUAGAAAAGUCAUUCUGUCAUUGCCAUUAUGUGGAGAAACAAUUGAAGAUUCUGCUAAUUUCGCUAAAAAUGAAAGCAGAAAUAGAUUCCUAUUAGAGUUUUAGAAACUAUUCAUAUAAUUGUAAAGUUUGCAAUCCAAGGCAACUUCAACGUUAGCGCUGACUUCUAGUUUUGGUUGGAAUGAUGGUCAACAAAUGUAGCAACAGGAUGUGUCAGAUGCAAACAAAGUAUUGUUUGAGACACUUGAUCGAUCCCUAUAUGGUACACCUUUUAUUAUUGCUCCAUUUUACAAGGGAGUAGUGUUUCAUCACAUAACUUGUUUGAAUUGCAACAAUUCUCAUGGCAACGAAGAAAUCAUGUAUGAUUUCAAUAUCUAAGUGGAAGGCAAUAAAAAUUUAUCGGAAGGAUUGUUUAGUUAUAUCAAUCCUUUUUUGCUAGAUGGAAACAACCAGUACUUAUGUGAAUUAUGCGGUUUCAAAGUAGAUGCAUUGAAAGGAGACAAGAUCAGAAAAUUACCAUCAAUAUUGACAAUAACAUUGAAUAGAUACACAUUUGAUUAUGAGAGGAUGCAGAGAGUGAAAUUAAAUGAUCGAUUCGAAUUUCCUUUAGAGAUAGAGAUGGGAGUAUAUUUGGAAAAUCCAGUGGAUAACUUAGUCUAUGAGUUACAAGGCGUAAUAAUUCAUAGAGGGAAUGCCCAUGGAGGACAUUAUUUUGCUUACUUUAGAGAUCUUUUGGAUGAAGGAGAUUGGCUAUCUCACAUUCCAGAGUAUUGGUAAGAGAAGGAAGAGAGUUAAUAGUAAUAAAAGAAAAAAAAUGAUGAAGAAGUUGAUUAUGAUGAAGUGAAAUUGCCAUUUGAGAUAAGUAAUCCCAAGGUUGCUCAAGGGUGGUUUGAUUUCAAUGAUAACACUGUUAUUCCUAUUCCUGUUAAUAAGAUCUAAUCACAGUAUUAAGGAUCUGAGAGUGCCUACAUUUUAAUUUAUAGGGAUAGGAACUUGGUGCCAUCCAAAUUAUCAAAUGAGGAGAUACCAAAAUAUCUUAAUGAUUAUGUGAAUAAAUUAAAUGAAAAGAUUGAGUAGGAUAGAUAGGCUUAUGAGGAAGCUAAACAACACAUUACUAUAACAGUAGCAGAUGCUUCAGUGGUUGAUUUAUAAAAUCAUAAAUUGCUCAAUGACAAUUAUGAAAAGGUGACAUAUAAGUUGAAAUUAUCUUCCACCAUUUAAUAAUUAUAUGAAUAAAUUAAAAAGGAUGAAUAUUGGCUUUUGGAAUUUAAAGAAAACUAUUAAAAUAAACUGUUACAUUUCCCAAGAUAUUUGAAGAAUCCAGAAAGUACAUUAGAAGAAGAGAAGGUGGAACAUGAAUCAACAUGGAUUUUAGUAAGGAGAGAUUAGGACCUUCUUUAAGUUGGAUUGAAAAAGAUUCCCAUCAAACUUAAUUUACUCAUUAACAAACAACCAUAAUCAUUUCUAUUAUAUCUUUCAACCACAUUAUUGGAAUUAAAAUAAUUGGUAUUCGCUUUGUCUGGAAUACCAGAAAAUGAAUAAGAAUUAAGAAAUGUUCAAAAUUAAAAAAUAGUAUCAGAUUUGUCUGAUGAAACAUUAUUGGAAGAAUUGCAACUAACUCUUGAAUCUCAAAUUUUGGUUAAGAAAAAGGCACCAAUUUAAGAUGUUAACAAAAAUGAAAAAGAUUUAUAAGGAGGAGAGGAUAUUAUAUCAAUUCUGGUUGAAUAGGAGGACAAAAAUGGAGUUUCAAAAUUCUAUGUGAAUAUCAAUUAGACUAUCUAGGAUUUGAUUGAAUUUAUUAAAGAGUAGUUUGGAAUCACUGAUGCGUAUAGAUUAAGAAAUCUUAAUGGAUCAAUCUUAUUCUGUAAAACUGAUCUCCCUAUAUAACUGAAGGAAUUUUAAUCUUUUAGAGAAGGUGGGGCAAGAUUGCAAAUAGAGAAGGGAGAGGUUCCAGAAACUGGAAAGAUUUCAAUUGUGAUUCAGAAUAAGGAGUAGAAUAUAGAAAUACAUGUCGAUCCAAGAUCAGAUAAGAUUGAAUAACUUAAGUUGGAGUCAUGUAAAUCUUUUAAUUUGGAUCCUGCAUAAUAUAGACUUUAUAAAGUCGAUUGGUUACAAGUUCCGUCUGAAGGUUUAACAGAUGAAACUAAAACAGUUUCUUAAUGUUAUUUGAGAGAUAGGGAUUUACUCAUACUAUGUGAUAAAACAGCAUAAAUUGAUUGUGAAUUGGUACGAUUUCAGCUUUAUUCAACCACUACUGGUUAUCCAGAUGAUUGUGUCUUUUAAAAACAUGAAACCAUGAGAAAGGAUGCCACUCUGAAAGAUUUAAAAUAAAUGAUAAUCUCUACUUUUGGAUUGAAUGUAGAUGUUGAUCAUUUGAGAGUCAGAGACAUCAAUAAAAAUAGAUUCUUUGGAUAAGUGUUUAGAAAGCUAGAAUUACCUAUUCAGAAAUGUCAGUUCUCCACGAAUGAUAUUGUUUACUAAGUUUUGAAUCAACCAGAAUAUCUUAAAGAUGAUGAAAUGCUCUUACUAAUCAAGGAGAGAGAUCCUCUAAAUAAAGUAUAUAUAAAACAAUAAGAAUUCGUCUUUAAAGUAUCUAAGACUCCAACUCUUAAUGAAUUGAAGGAAUAGAUCUAAAAGUUUGUUGGAAUAGAAGAGGGAGCUGAAUUACAAUUAGCUAAAUUUAUAAUCUAAGAGUUCUAAUGGUUGCAUAUUGACUCUAAUGCUCUAUAGAAGCAGGCACAAGGAAAAAAUAAAGGUAAAGGUAAAUAGGGUAAAUAAGAAAAUCAAAAUAAUAAACAACCUUAAAAAGGUUAAAAAUAACAACAAUAGUAAGACCCUUGUGAUAAUUUGAAAAAAAGUCCAUUUAAUUUAGGAGAAGGAGAUUUUAUUGGUUACAGGUUUGGCAAUCAUCCAAAUGAUGACUUUUAGACUAAAGAAGAUAAUGAGCUAAGAGAGAGAAUGAUUGCUGCUCGUAAAAAUAAGCACAAUGCCUUGGGACCAUUUAGAAGAUAACAAGAGUAAGGAUUUAUCGUAGAUAUUGAAUGAUAUUUUAUUAAUUCAUUUUAUUCUAAAUAGAAAUUAAAUUGGUAAA
This is a messenger RNA of Paramecium tetraurelia, 3292 nucleotides long. RefSeq lists its product as uncharacterized. The record is from RefSeq and is a predicted model, not a curated record. Gene Ontology annotation, biological process: protein deubiquitination. Gene Ontology annotation, cellular component: cytosol; nucleus. Gene Ontology annotation, molecular function: cysteine-type endopeptidase activity; cysteine-type deubiquitinase activity. The transcript is spliced from 7 exons. Lineage: Eukaryota; Ciliophora; Oligohymenophorea; Peniculida; Parameciidae.